Brassica oleracea var. oleracea is the source of this 1294-nucleotide messenger RNA. Its product is annotated as E3 ubiquitin-protein ligase RNF8-like. The coding region runs from base 418 to 1050 and encodes 210 amino acids. The transcript is spliced from 5 exons. Lineage: Eukaryota; Viridiplantae; Streptophyta; Magnoliopsida; Brassicales; Brassicaceae. The record is from RefSeq and is a predicted model, not a curated record. Gene Ontology annotation, biological process: protein ubiquitination. Gene Ontology annotation, molecular function: ubiquitin protein ligase activity.
UUCUCUGCCUUCAUUAUUAGUGUUAAAAAAACUUUGAUCAUCGGAUUGGGUGAAACAUCCAACUCCAAUAAAGAUAAAAAUAAAAAUAUUGAAAGUUUGAUUUGAGAAACAAGUGUUAAGUUUUCUUGAUCCUCUUCUCUCUCUCUGUGCUCGUUUGAUGGGAGUUACUGUUUCCCGGAAAAUUCACUCUUGCCAUGGCUGCUAAACUGUCUUACAAGGACUCUCUAAAAGCUCUAGAAGCCGAUAUUCAACACGCUAACACUCUGUAAACUCUUGAUUCCUCGGUUUAUUCUUAUCAUAAAUUCUCGAUCUUUCCGCUUUUUUAGCUGUGUAUUUUAGGUUAUGUCAGGUCGAAGCUAAGUUAUAGCUUCUCGAGCUUUGGAUAACCCGCGGGAGAAGGACGGAGCACGUGUUCAGAUGAGAUUAUCAUACAGUCCAGCUGCUCAGUUUUUUCUUUUCCUUGUACAAUGGACUGAUUGUCACCUCGCUGGUUCCCUCGGCUUGCUCAGAGUCCUUAUCUAUAUGACUUAUGCGGAUGGGAAAACCACAAUGUCGGUUUACGAAAGAAAAGCCAGUAUCAGAGAGUUCUACGCUGUUAUAUUCCCAUCCUUGUUGCAACUACAAAGGGGAAUCACAGACCUCGAAGACCGUAAGCAAAAAGAAGUAUGCAGCAUGCGAUACAGAAAGAAGGACGAGGGCAAAAAAUGUGAGCUCUCCGAGAUUGAGAUUGAGAUGGAGAGGGAAGAAGAAUGUGGAAUCUGUAUGGAGAUGAACAGCUUGGUUGUGCUGCCUAACUGUACUCACUCUCUGUGCAUCAAAUGCUAUCGCGAUUGGAGAGGGAGGUCACAGUCAUGCCCUUUCUGUAGAGACAGCCUUAAGAGAGUGGACUCGGGCGAUCUCUGGAUGUUCUUGGAGAACACUGAUACGGCGAAUCCCUCUGUGAUUGCUAGAGAGAAUCAGAGAAGGUUGUUUGUGUACAUAGAGAAGUUACCACUGGUGGUUCCAGAUCAAGCGUUUGCUUCUUCUCCUUACGAUUCUCAUGUGAGGUGAAAGAAGUAAGAGAGGCGUAAACCGGGUCUGGCGAAUCUUUACAUGUAUCUAUUUAUUAGAAGUUAGCAGAAGUAGUUGUAAUCUUGUCUUUUUAAACUCUGCUUCUUUUACCAUAUUUUCUUGGGAAAGUUCCACUUCCUACAUGCUUUUUGUACAUUUGGUUUGUGGUUCCCAUUACGAACAUAAACCCUUUUCUUCAUGAAGUGUUUAUUCACAAUCACCAUGGUUGUUACUUGUUAGCCUA